This is a messenger RNA of Vitis riparia (riverbank grape), 1447 nucleotides long. Its product is annotated as UDP-rhamnose/UDP-galactose transporter 6. NCBI's taxonomy places the organism in Eukaryota, Viridiplantae, Streptophyta, Magnoliopsida, Vitales, Vitaceae. Gene Ontology annotation, cellular component: Golgi apparatus. The transcript has 6 exons. Bases 210 to 1223 code for a protein of 337 amino acids. Gene Ontology annotation, molecular function: UDP-galactose transmembrane transporter activity; antiporter activity. The record is from RefSeq and is a predicted model, not a curated record.
CUUCAAAUUUCCAUAACUGCAAUUCGUUUCCCUGCAAGCCUCGCAUAUCCCAUAGGGUCACUCCCGAGGCUUUGGUUUUUUUUUUCUCGGCACGACAUCCUCCUCCCGUGUGCCGAUCACUUCGUUUCUGAGGCUUUUGACAUCCAGGCAUGGUACAUGCUUUUGUGAAGACUGGGCAGUAGAAACUGGUGUUCAAUUGAAAGCAACAGAUGAAUAUGUCUCCAGCAAACAAGGCUGAUAAGAAGGCAACUGUUGAUGCUGCCGCAUGGAUGUUCAAUGUUGUCACUUCGGUUGGAAUCAUUAUGGUCAACAAAGCCUUAAUGGCUACAUAUGGAUUCAGUUUUGCGACUACGUUAACUGGUCUGCAUUUUGCCACAACAACCUUGAUGACUACUGUUCUUAGGUGGCUGGGAUACAUCCAGGGCUCCCAUCUACCAGUAUCUGAGCUUCUGAGAUUUGUUUUGUUUGCAAAUUUGUCAAUCGUUGGAAUGAACGUGAGUUUAAUGUGGAACUCUGUGGGAUUCUAUCAGAUUGCGAAGCUGAGUAUGAUCCCAGUCUCAUGUGUUCUCGAAGUUGUGUUGGACAAGAUGCGGUACUCAAGGGACACCAAGCUUAGCAUAUCAUUAGUUCUCCUUGGUGUUGCAGUCUGUACUGUUACUGAUGUGAGUGUCAAUGCCAAGGGUUUCAUUGCUGCUUUUGUUGCAGUUUGGAGCACAGCUCUGCAGCAGUAUUAUGUGCAUUUUCUUCAACGGAAGUAUUCCUUAGGCUCGUUCAACCUAUUGGGGCAUACUGCUCCAGUGCAGGCUGCAUCUCUGCUGUUAUUAGGACCCUUUCUGGACUAUUGGUUGACAAAUAAGAGAGUUGACAACUACCAAUACAGUUUAAUAUCUGUGAUGUUCAUCAUUCUGUCAUGCACAAUUGCGGUAGGAACCAACCUCAGCCAAUUCAUCUGUAUUGGAAGAUUCACUGCAGUGUCCUUCCAAGUGAUUGGGCACAUGAAGACGAUUCUCGUCCUGAUCUUAGGAUUCCUCUUCUUUGGAAAAGAAGGUCUCAAUCUACAUGUCGUUCUAGGUAUGAUCAUAGCAGUUGUGGGAAUGAUCUGGUACGGCAAUGCUUCAUCUAAGCCUGGAGGAAAGGAACGGCGUAGUCCUGCUCUCCCAAUCAACAAAUCACAAAAAACUGAUGGCUUAUCAGAGUCCACCGAGAUAGAUGGGAAGGUGUAGAGGAAAAAAAUGACCAAAAAUCAUACAUCAGCUGGUUUUAGAAGUUCCUUUACACCUCAGAAGGUCAGAUCACUCAUUUCUUAUAAAUUUUUGUCAUAAUUCUUCUUUUUCUUGUCCUUGAAUCUACUCAAGAGAAAGAACACUGUUGAAUAGGGUGAAAUAUAUAUUCCAUGAUAACCAUCAAUAGUAAUUUAUUUCCUUACACGGUUUCAAGCCUUUUGUUC